AUGGAAACGCCGAACUAUCGACAUUAUCCUUCUUUUACCCAAAUCGUUCGCGCCAUAACACCUUGCUUUAACCGGGUUUUCUGCUAUUUUUUUAAAAGCACCACCACCGAAUAUCCAAAACGUCUCGUUCGAAUUUGCCGGGCUGCGUCCUUAUUCCGCGAUUCCGUUGUAACCUUUUUUAAAAAUAACCAACUUGCCGUGGAAAUAGGUUUUCGGCAAAUCUCUUUAUCGAAAUCGAUAUAUAAGGAAUAUUCUUCUGUGGGUCUGGACGCUGGUAUUAAAAAUCUGGAUAUCCGGUGUACGUAUGGGAACGCCAUUUUCGGUAAGGCCUUAUUAUUAGAGGCCAGGGGAUACCAGUCGGUCGAAGAAACCCUUUUUAAAUUCCGUUUUUUUACAGGGAUCUCGACGUUGGAAAAAUAUAUAUUUGUCGAAUCCGAAUUGUUUUUAACGAUAAGUCUACGCCACGAGGGUAAAUUUAAAAAGGCUGGCGAACGUUUUUUUGGUUUGUUUAACAAAGUUUAUCCCAAUAAUCUUAAAAUUUUUUUAAUUUGGAACGAAAUCCAGUACGAGCUAGGAUUUAUUUCCCAAGCUACCAAUUUCCUAGUUUCCGAAUAUUUAUUUUUUCGAUUUAAUCCGUUCUCCUCCGGCGGGAAACGAUAUUUUUUGGUAAUUGUAAAUACUUACCUUAUAGAAAUAUUGUGGGAAAAAUAUAAAAAUAUGACGGUUAACUUUCGCUUUUUUUCGGCGGCAGAGUUAAUUUUCUCGAACUUUCGCGACUUGCCUUGUUUAAAUAUAUUAACUAAUUACUUACUUUUCGCUGUAUUUUCAGGAUUUGGCAUGAUAAAUUUGAUGCGGUUAGAGUGGGUUGCGGUAUUGUCCUAUUGGGAAAAAGCAGUUAACGUCGCUAAUUAG
Pyricularia grisea is the source of this 912-nucleotide messenger RNA. RefSeq lists its product as uncharacterized. The transcript has 4 exons. NCBI's taxonomy places the organism in Eukaryota, Fungi, Ascomycota, Sordariomycetes, Magnaporthales, Pyriculariaceae. The record is from RefSeq and is a predicted model, not a curated record. The coding region runs from base 1 to 912 and encodes 303 amino acids.